Molecule: messenger RNA, 2505 nt
Organism: Lactuca virosa
Lineage: Eukaryota; Viridiplantae; Streptophyta; Magnoliopsida; Asterales; Asteraceae
Source: the annotation of a GenBank genome assembly
AUGUGUGAUCCAGCGAAACACAUGAGGCUCGUCAUCGUCACUGUCAUUCAUCUUCUACAAACACAGGAGGCUCGUCAGAGAAGGAUAAGCGACGACAGACGUGGCUCUGGUGGUUUCUUACGUUUGAGGUGGAAUGUGGCGGUGGCGACGAAGUUUAAGGCUUUCAAAUCCAGCUACGUUGCAGAGUCGGCUGGACGGAGCAUACUGCCCUACCCCGUCUUCUAUGAUGUCGAACCAACGGAAGUCCGCAAACAAAGCGGGGCAGUUGGAGAAGCCUUCUCUAAACAUACUAACCACGAGAAGGCGGACAAAUGGAGAGAGGCUUUGCAAGAAGCAGCGGAUCUAGCUGGAUGGGAGUUGAAAAACACUACUGAUGGGCAUGAAGCCAAAUUCAUCCAAAAAAUCGUUGAAGAAAUUUCACUAGAUUUACAUUCGAUCAGUUUCGGUUUUGAUGAAAAGUUAGUAGGCAUGGAGACCCGUGUAAAGGAUGCUGUGUCAUUUUUAGAAAUGGGUAGUGAUGAUGUUCGCAUGAUCGGGAUCAAGGGGAUGGGAGGUGGUGGGAAGACAACUUUGGCGAGAGCUGUUUUCGAUCAAAUAUCCUUUCGGUUUGAAGGUAAAUGCUUCGUUGAGAAUGUCAGGGAAGUUUCAAAUGCCUCUUUGUUUGGUUUGAAGUCGUUGCAAAACCAACUUCUUUCGGAUGUUUUAAAUGAUAAAGGCAUUAGUGUAAGUGGUGUGUAUGAGGGGAAAAGCAUGAUAAAGAAGAUGAUGCGUGGUAGAAAGGUUCUUCUUGUUCUAGAUGAUGUGGAUCAUACAGACCAGCUUGAGGCCUUAGCUGGUGAGCCUAAUUGGUUUAAGGCGGGAAGUAGAAUCAUCAUUACAACAAGAGAUGAGCAAAUGCUUGUAGCACACCGAGUGAAGCGGAUUCUUGUUGUUAAUCUGUUAUCAUUUGAGGAAGCAGUUUGCCUCUUUAGUAGAUAUGCAUUUGGGAAAGAGAUGCCAAUUCGAGGGUACGAAGAGAAAUCAGUACAAGUUAUAAGUUAUGCUGCUGGUCUUCCCUUAACAAUCAAAGUUUUGGGAUCCUUUCUUUGUGGUAAAAGUGAGCUUGAAUGGAUAGAUGCCAUAGACAGACUAAAAACAAUUCCAUUAAUGGAAACUCUGAAAAAACUGGAACUAAGCUAUAUCGGUUUAGAGGAGGAUUACAAAGAAAUAUUCCUGGAUGUUGCAUGCAUAUUGAAAGGUGAGCGUAAACAGUUUGUAAUCGAAGCACUUGAAAGUUGUGGAUUUCAUGCUAGAAAUGGUUUAAGAGUACUUGAGCAAAAAUUUCUCAUAACUAUUCAUCAUAAUUCUAGUUACAACUACAAGUAUGUGUUCAUGCAUGACCAUCUUGUAGAAAUGGGCAGGAAUAUUGUCCGUCGUUUGCAUCCGUAUAAGCCUAAUGAACAUAGCAGAUUGUGGAUUGACAUGGAAAUUGAAGAUAUAUUGGCUAAUGACUUGGGUACCGAAGCAACAAGAUAUAUACAAUUCAGCACACGGGAACUCAAUCCGGAAGGUGGAGAAAAAAAGGUUCUUAACAAGCUCAGAUUCCUUGAUCUCAGUUAUUCAAAGCUAAGGACCCUUGACCUUGGAAUUGCUCCAAAUCUUGAGAUCUUGUCUCUUUCAGGAUGUGUUGAUUUGGUAGAAUUUCAUAUUCCCAACGGUUGUUUGAAACUCAGAUCGCUCGACCUUUCUAAUGUAAAGUUAAGGAUCCUUAACCUUCAGUCAGCUCCGAAUCUCGAGCUUUUAAAUCUUAGGAACUGUUUGGAUCUGGUAGAACUUCACAUGCCAGCUAGAUGUGUAAAGAUUACAUCAAUCGACAUCACCAACUCAAAGUUGAGGACCCUUGACAUUGGGUUGACUCCAAAUCUCAAGAAUUUAGAUCUUAGUGAAUACAGUGGUCUACCCUCAAGGAACACAAAUAUUGAGAAACUUAUUUCUGAAGGUCUAUGUGCUUGCACAAGCCUUGAGACGUUUUCAGAAAGCAUUUGUGAGUUAUGGAGAUUAAGAAAGCUUAAACUCAAAGGCUAUCCGGAGGUGCCCAAGGACCUUGACCAGUUAGAAUAUCUAGAGGAUCUUGGCCAGUUAGAAUAUUUAAAGAAGCUCACUUUGUCAUCCACAAUGAUUAAACGUCUUCCUCAUAGCAUUUGUAUGUUAAAACAUCUGCAAUCUCUCCAACUUAUAUCUUGUUGGCUGCUUGAGAAUUUACCCGAGGAUAUUGGCCGAUUAGAAUGCUUGGAGAAUCUAACUUUGUCAUCUGCAAAGAUUAAACAUCUUCCGGAUAGCAUUUGUAUGUUGAAACGUCUAAAAUCUCUCCAACUUAAAUUCUGUUGGCUUCUUGAGAAGUUACCCGAAGAUAUUGGCCGAUUAGAAUCAUUAGAGAAGCUAACUCUGUCAUGUACAAAGAUUAAAGAUCUUCCGGAUAGCAUUUCUAUGAUAAAACAUCUGGAAUGUCUCCAACUUAAUCAUUGA